Molecule: messenger RNA, 846 nt
Organism: Oppiella nova
Lineage: Eukaryota; Metazoa; Arthropoda; Arachnida; Sarcoptiformes; Oppiidae
Source: the annotation of a GenBank genome assembly
AUGAAUCUAAUGGUGACGGGAUCUGCCGCUUCUUAUUCCUUAAAGUUUGGCAAUUCUGUGACUGAAUUGCUAGGAAUAGGGUUUGGUGCCGGCGCCGGUGUGUUAUUGGGCGCUUUAGUUAGUAUAUCUAUUUCAGGAGGUCAUCUCAAUCCUAUUGUGACCACUGCGCUGGCAAUCACUCGUGGCUUUGAUUAUAGGAAAGUGAUGUGUUAUGUGACGGCCCAAUAUUUGGGUGCAUUUAGUGCCACAGCACUGGUAUUCGCCAAUUAUUACAAUGCCAUCAAUGCAUUUGACGGGGGAAUUAGGUCUGGUUUUGGCGAGAACACCAGCACUGGUAUGAUAUUCACAACAUUCCCCAAUCCAAGCGCUAGUAUUUAUGGUGUACUCUUAGAUCAGAUUAUCUGCGCUUCACUGGUAAUGAUGGCAGUGUUGACAGUAAUGGAUGACACAAAUCUUCAAAUACCUAAAUAUUUAAUACCAGUCCUCAUAAGUAUAAUCAUAUGCGGAGUCAUUGUCUCAUUUGGUUUCAAUUGUGGCGCUGCUCUAAACCCUGCGCGUGACCUGUCGGCCCGCGUUUUCCUAUUACUUGUCGGUUAUGGCGAUGAUGUCUUCCUGCCCCUCAAUGGCCUGUAUUGGCUCAUUGGGGGCAUUAUUGGACCCCAUUUGGGUGCACUCGUCGGAUCUGUCAUCUACCUAAUGCUCAUUGACAUACAGCACAAAACUUGUGAACACAUUGUAGAUGACAGAUCCGACGAGUGCACCCAAAUGGGGUCCAAUAAUGCCCCCAAUGAGCCAAUACAGGCCAUUGAGGGGCAGGAAGACAUCAUCGCCAUAACCGACAAGUAA